UGCUGUCCCCUCCAGGCUGGGAAGGUGACACAGGAACCGCCGCGAGGUCCGACGGGGCGAGGGCAGAGGAUUCCUGGGGCGGAUCCGGGCGGGACCUUCCUCCCGACAAGAUGGAGAAGGAGGAGGAGACGCGGGAGAUCCUGCUGCCCAACUGGCAGGGCAGCGGCUCCCACGGCAUCACCAUCGACCAGACCGACGACGGCGUCUUCGUCAAGCGCGUCCAGCAGAACUCCCCCGCCGCCCGCAUGGGCGUCGUCAAGGAAGGGGAUCAGAUCGUGAGCGCCACCGUCUACUUCGACAACCUGCAGUCAGGGGAGGUGGCCCAGCUGCUGCAGACCAUGGGCCACCACACCGUGGGACUGCGGCUGCAGCGCCGGGGCGACCGCUCC
Neopelma chrysocephalum (saffron-crested tyrant-manakin) is the source of this 389-nucleotide messenger RNA. RefSeq names its product neuroblast differentiation-associated protein AHNAK-like. Gene Ontology annotation, biological process: regulation of RNA splicing. Gene Ontology annotation, molecular function: protein binding. Lineage: Eukaryota; Metazoa; Chordata; Aves; Passeriformes; Pipridae. The transcript has 3 exons. Gene Ontology annotation, cellular component: costamere; nucleus; cytoplasm. The annotation marks the transcript as partial. The record is from RefSeq and is a predicted model, not a curated record.